Arabidopsis arenosa is the source of this 746-nucleotide messenger RNA. Lineage: Eukaryota; Viridiplantae; Streptophyta; Magnoliopsida; Brassicales; Brassicaceae. The record is from the annotation of a GenBank genome assembly.
UCCUCCCAAGAACAUCUCUCAAACAUUCCUCUCUUCUUCUUCCAAUAUUUUGAUCCCUACACACACUCACAUCAACACAUAUAAAUCUCCUCGUAAACCCUAAACCCUAGCUAGUUUCAACAACUCUCUUGUUUUAAAUCCAAGAAAAAAGUUCAGUUAUUUUCAUUAGCAAUGGCCAAAGUUGGGAAGCUGACAAAGCUCAAGUCGGCUAUGAAGAAAUGGCCUUCUUUCGCCAAGAACCACCACCAUUCAACCUCCUCAGCCGCUGUUUCCGACGAGCUUUCAGAGGACAACAAUCUCCAUGUGGUUUAUGUUGGUCAAACUCGAAGACCUUACAUGCUUAGACCAGACAUCAUCUCUCAUCCACUCUUUCAAGAACUCGUGGAUCGGUCUUCUUCUAGAUCCGUUGAACAAGAUCGUGAAAUUGUUGUAGCUUGUGAAGUCGUUUUGUUCGAGCACUUGUUGUGGAUGCUCAAGUCUGGUCAAGAAGGAGGAUCCGUCGAAGAAUUGGCUGAGUUCUAUACUUAUUGACAUCGACCGAUUCAUUUAAUACAUUUAUUUCGUAUAAUAUAUACUUUUUGUUGUUGUUUGUUGUUGCUGAUUUGUAUUUUCAUUCGAUGCGGUGUGUGAUCAAAACGUGAUCUCGUAAACCAUGUCAUUUGCUUCCGUUUUUUCUGAGCAAUUUUAUGAUGAUGAGCAUAUGUAGUUUCUUACUUUGUUACGACCAACAAAGAAUAAAUUUCUAU